This is a messenger RNA of Zychaea mexicana, 1484 nucleotides long. Its product is annotated as iron permease FTR1 family-domain-containing protein. Lineage: Eukaryota; Fungi; Mucoromycota; Mucoromycetes; Mucorales; Lichtheimiaceae. The record is from RefSeq and is a predicted model, not a curated record. Gene Ontology annotation, molecular function: ferrous iron transmembrane transporter activity. Gene Ontology annotation, biological process: iron ion transmembrane transport. Gene Ontology annotation, cellular component: high-affinity iron permease complex; plasma membrane. The transcript is spliced from 3 exons. The coding region runs from base 202 to 1458 and encodes 418 amino acids.
GAGAUUAUGUAUACUGUCUUAUUGAUGUGCUACUGUUUUUUUUUCAUGAAAAUGCCUUAUUAAACAAAAGGACAGUAAUUCUUGCUCUUCUUCUUCUUCUCCAUCCAAUAUACAUCACGCAGCAUUUUACCAACCAACCAACCAACCAACAGCGUCGACGUUCAUAGAAACCCCACCCACUCUCAUUAUAUAUAUAUAUAUAUGUAUAUGCCCGAUCUAUUCAAUGUUACCAUCUUUUUCAUCGUUUUCCGCGAAACACUCGAAGUAGCGCUCGUCCUGUCCAUCAUCUUUUCCUUUUUGCGGCGCAUCUUUGACCGAGAAUCACUCAUCUACAAGCACUUGCGGCGACAAAUCUGGCUCGGCGUGCUCGUGAGCACCAUCCUCUGCAUCGUGGUCGGCACUGGCUUUAUCGUCACUUGGUACACGGCUGUGAAGGAUUUGUGGGAGACGACCGAAGAUAUCUGGGAAGCCGUCUUUUGCAUGGUCGGCGCACUCUUGACGACCAUCGCCAGCAUUGCCAUGCUCAAGACUGAAAGGCUGGAGGAGAGAUGGAAAAUCAGGUUGGCUGAAACGUUGGAGAACAAUCCUGGUCCCCACAGCGGUGUUGGUGGUAGGAGUAGGAGUAGUAGGAAAGGCAAGUUGGAUAAGAGUCGAUUUUGUGGCAAUUUGCAACGGAAAUCGUUCUUUUUGUUGCCGUUCGCUACUGUGUUGCGUGAAGGAAUCGAGAUUAUCAUGUACACCGGUGGGGUCUCGUUAAACGUACCAGGACAAUCGAUCCCCCUACCAGCUGUUACUGGAUUUCUAUGUGGUUCCUUAUUUGGCUAUGUACUGUACCGAGCAGGCGCUGGCGUCAGGAACGUCCGAUGGCUCUUUAUCGUAUCAUCGGUGAUCCUCUGUCUAAUGGCAGCCGGACUCAUGGGCCGUUCGAUUGGAUACAUUGAAGCAUACGCCUGGGAACAAGUGACCGACCACUUGAACGACCAUCACGGCAAUGGUAUCAUCCAAUACAGAGUAACCACUGCCGUUUGGUAUGUCACUGCAGGCAACACAAGCUCACCCAAUGUAAACGGCGGAUGGCAACUUUUCCGCGCAGUCUUGGGUUGGAGCAACUUGGCGACCAUCCACACCAUUGCAGUUUAUAUUGCUUUUUGGGCCGUUUACGUGAUGGUGCUGGUGUACCUGUACUGGAGUGAGAAACGAACAGCGAUACGGAAAGCCAAACUGGGGGCUUGGCAAGAAGGGGAUAUUGCAUUGGAGCAUGCGGAGGGCUAUGUGGAUCCAAAUGGCGAUAUUAUGCACAAUCAUGCAGCAGCAGCAGAAGCCGCACCAACCAUCAGUGAUGGUUCCGGAAUCAAUGCAAGCGUAAUAAAUCAGCAGGAUAAACAUCAUUCGUUGGAUUAUUUGGAUAAUGUCAUGACGAUGAGUCUCAAGGACUAUGUAGCGUCAAGGCAAUUGUGAAAGAAACUCUCUCUCUCUCUCUCUCU